AAUGAAUCGGAAGAAUUAAAUGGCUAUAAGAGUUUCUCUAUAAAAUGCUUUGUUUAAUGGGAAGAAGAAAAAUGAAGGAUGGAAGUAAGGUCGUUUAAAUUAAUCUCCUUCAAUUCCAAAUAAUUAGCCAAAAGCUACGAAUUAAUAAUUUAGACAUUUUAGUGAUAUUUAUGAAUAUGGUAAUGAAUAAAUAGGUAAAUUGAUAAUUAAAGAUAAGGUGAGGGAGCUCAUGGGAUUGUAAAGAAAUGUUAUAGAAGAGAUACUAAUACAAAUAACGAAGCUUUGGAUAGAAUGGGAUAUGCUGUGAAAGUAUUCAGAACUGGUGAUACAGAAGUAAUUAAUACAAUAAGAGAAACAUUUCACUUAAAUCGAGGACUUAAUGAUCUUAAUUGUGUUAUUAAAGCUCUUGAUUUGUUUAUAAAUUCAAAAAAGGAAGAGCAUCAUCUUGUUAUGGAAUAUUGUCCCUUUCCUAGUUUAGAAUAAAGGAUAGGUUCUCUUUGUGAAGAAGACAUUCAAUAGAUUACAUUAAAUUUAGCAUAAUCUUUAUUUUCUAUACAUUAAAGAGGAGUUUGUCAUAGAGAUUUAAAACCUGAUAAUAUUUUGAUAGGAGAUUCUUUUACAAUUAAAUUGAUAGAUUUUGGAGUCUCUAAAAGAUUUUUAGUAAAAGGAAAAGUAACUAAAAAAAUAGAUAUGUGGACUAGAACAGGUUCAUUAUUUUAUUAAGCUCCUGAAAUAUUUAUGGGAGGUGGAUAUGAUGAAAAAAGUAUCAAUUUAUAAUUAAUAUUUUAGUUGAUAUAUGGUCAGCUGGUAUUAUAUUGUAUCAACUAUUAUUUGGAUCAUUGCCUUUUUAAUCAGAAACAAUAUUAGAUACAAUUGAUAUGAUUACAGAUUCUAAAUUAAAUCAUAAUACUCUUAGUUAAUUAAAUCCGUUAAUUUAAGAUUUAAUCAAAAGAUUAUUAGAAAAAGAUCCUAAUAAAAGAUUAUCUGCAGAAGGUAUAAAGAUUUAAUUUUAUAUAUAGGAUUUGUUUUACAUCCUUGGCUACAUACAACUUAACAAAAAAAAUCAAAUAAGAGUUUUGAUGAUUGUGAUAUCAUAGAAACAAGAAAUAAUGAAAACAUUUUAUAAACUUCUUAGAUUACAAUUCAAAGACAAUAUUAGAGAUAUUAAAAUCAAUUAAUUAUACCUAUAUAAGAAGAAAGGGAAUAAAGUUCUUUAAAAAAUAGUUGGAAUUGUUGGGAAAACCAUGUUCAUUAUGUUCCUUAAGAUAUAGUCCGAAUGAUAAAUCUUGAUAAUGGCUACAUUAAUUAAGCUGGAACAUCUUAAGAAUUGAUAAAUGAUUAGAAGAAAUGUGAUGAUUUAUCAGAUUUUUAAAUUGGAUUAGUAAGAACUAAUUCAGAGUAAUUUGAUUAACUAUGACUAAAAAC
This is a messenger RNA of Paramecium sonneborni, 1425 nucleotides long. The record is from the annotation of a GenBank genome assembly. Lineage: Eukaryota; Ciliophora; Oligohymenophorea; Peniculida; Parameciidae.